Messenger RNA from Cucurbita pepo subsp. pepo (vegetable marrow), 1265 nucleotides. RefSeq lists its product as uncharacterized. NCBI's taxonomy places the organism in Eukaryota, Viridiplantae, Streptophyta, Magnoliopsida, Cucurbitales, Cucurbitaceae. The record is from RefSeq and is a predicted model, not a curated record.
AAAAAUCCACAAAUAUGAAUGGCAGUACAUGUAAUAAAACCGAACUUCGAGGGUAAUUUUGUGAAUCCCUCCCGAAAUUAUUAAAUUGCUGCAGCUACGCUCCUUCGUUUCUCAGAGCUUCUUCUCCGUUUGGCGCAGAACUGAUGAACAGAGCAAUGGAGCUCCAAGCCAGUAACAAUGGCGGCGAAAAUUUGGAUUCAGAUAUCAAAACCGAGCUUCAAGAAGGCAUUAAUGGUGGACCUCACGGUGCUCAUGAACCUCAAUACGUGUUUGAGGACGUCGAUAGCGCCUGUUCCACUCCUUAUGUUAGUGCUCCAUCGAGCCCCGGCCGUGGCCCCGUCGGUGGAUUCUAUUACAGCGCCCCGGCUAGUCCAAUGCAUUUUGCUAUAACUAAAUCCUCGAGCUCGUCAGCUCAGUUGCCGUCUUCUUCGUUGAAAGACAGUCAUUCGUUUUCGUUCGAGUUUGAGUUCUCCGGGAGGUUUGGCUCUAUUGGCUCAGGUUCGAUCGGGUCCAUGAGCUCGGCGGAUGAGUUGUUCUUGAAUGGAAAGAUCCGGCCGAUGAAGCUUUCGACUCACUUGGAGCAGCCGCAGGUUUUGGCGCCAUUACUGGAUCUGGAAGGGGAAGAUGAAGAAGAUGAAGGAGGUGAAAUCGUAGGGUUUGUAAGAGGGAGAGAUCUUCGACUUCGCGAUAAAUCUCUCCGGCGGAGAACCAGAUCUAUGUCGCCGAUGAGAAAUACGCCGGUGGAAUGGACUGAAAAUGACGAUGGAGAUUUGAACACUGAGAGGAACGAUUCAGAAGAAGGAAAAACAAUGGAGAAGAAUGAAGAAGAAGGGUUUAUGAGUUCAGAAACGACUACUCCUUCAGUUUCGGGUUCAUCUUCAAGAUCUUCAUCAGCCGGAAGAAACUCGAAGAGAUGGAUUUUCUUGAAGGAUUUUCUAUACAGAAGCAAGAGUGAAGGAAGAAGCAGUAAUCACAAAUUCUGGUCCAACAUUUCAUUUUCUUCAGCAAAAGAGAAAAAACCCACAACAAAUCAAACAGCAUCCACUUCCACUUCCACUUCAUCUUCAGCAAAGCAAAAGGCUACAAAACCCUCAGCACAGAAGCUGAAGGGGGGAAGUGGACAAGUUCCGGCGAAGAAGCCGGGGGCCGGAAAACCGACGAACGGCGUCGGAAAGCGGCGUAUUCCGCCGUCGCCACAUGAACUGCACUACACAAAAAACAGAGCACAAGCAGAGGAGCUGAGGAAGAAGACAUACUUGCCUUAC